AUGGAAGACGAUGAUUACAUCCCCGAGCUCGUUUCAAGUGGAAUUGAGCCGAUAAGGUAUACAAAACUUGGUGCAAAGCGGAAGAACUAUCGUAAAGAUUUAGGCUUAAUGGACGAAGCUGUAAGUGAUAAGAUACCGGUGACCAUCAUUACAGGAUAUUUGGGAUCUGGAAAGUCAACUUUGCUUGAGGAGAUUACUCGCCAAGGUGGUCUGAGGAUUGCAGUGGUUUUAAAUGAAUUCGGUGACUCGGCUGAUAUAGAGAAAUCUCUUCUUAUCAAAAGCGACAAUUCGACGGCAAUAGAAGAGUGGCUUGAUUUGGGAAAUGGCUGUUUAUGUUGUUCUGUGAAGGAUAAUGGCGUUGCAGCAAUAGAGCGCCUCGUUGCAAGAAAGCGGAACUUCGAUUACAUUCUCCUCGAAACAACUGGCUUGGCUGAUCCUGCGCCUAUUGCGACCAUGUUUUGGUUGGACGACGCUUUAUCGUCAAAUGUAUAUAUUGAUGGUGUGGUGACAGUACUCGAUGCUGAGAAUAUUGAACACUGGCUGGAAGAGUCUGGUAGUCGGCACCAUGGUGAUUCCGACAUUAGUGGCGGAAUAACGGUUGCACAUCUUCAAGUUGCAAUGGCCGAUGCAAUAGUUCUCAACAAAAUUGACACAAUCUCAGAAACGCAAAGGCUUAAUGACAUUGAGGCUAAGAUUAGGUCCAUCAAUUCCAUUGCUCCAGUACAUAGAACAUCAUUCGGCAAAUUAGAUGUGCGGGAGAUACUGGACUUACGUGCUUAUGAACAAAAGGAUGCUUCUUUAUUUAUCAACAGCGAAACCCAACAUCAUGAUCCCAAAGUUGGAACUAUUACGCUUAUAUUUCCAAGACUGGGAGCGCUGGAGUCUGAGCAGUUUGAAAUAUUCAUCCAGCACUUGCUUUGGAACGAGGGAGUUUUUAAAGAUUCGAAUUGUGAGGUUUACAGAACAAAAGGUAUCAUCAUUAUGAACGAAAAAGUCAAAAUACUGCAAGCUGUAAGAAAGACUUACGACUUUAUUGAUGCAGACGAGGAUACUUUUCAGUUGCUGACCAAGGGUUGCAAGUUAGUUCUCAUCGGCAAAAACCUUGAUUAUCAGACAUUGAGACAACAGCUUCGACGCUAUUUAAACAUCGUUUAUCCCGAGAAAACCGAAAACCUUGACUAG
Ogataea philodendri is the source of this 1182-nucleotide messenger RNA. RefSeq lists its product as uncharacterized. Bases 1 to 1182 code for a protein of 393 amino acids. The transcript has a single exon. NCBI's taxonomy places the organism in Eukaryota, Fungi, Ascomycota, Pichiomycetes, Pichiales, Pichiaceae. Gene Ontology annotation, cellular component: cytoplasm. The record is from RefSeq and is a predicted model, not a curated record.